Messenger RNA from Hepatospora eriocheir, 648 nucleotides. NCBI's taxonomy places the organism in Eukaryota, Fungi, Microsporidia, Hepatosporidae. The record is from the annotation of a GenBank genome assembly.
AUGGAAGGAAAUAACAUGGGUGAAAAAAUGGCAGUAGAAACAGAGAAACAAAUGAAAGAAGAUAAGCAGAAAGAUCUACUGGGUCGGAUCAAUCUGAUGGAAAGUAAUAUUAAUGCGUUGAAAAUUCAAAUAAAUGAAAUGACAGAAUCGUUGUCGACAAACUCAAAUAUUCUAGUGACGAUCUCCAACAAGCUAGAUUCAAUAACCAACAAUUUCAAUCCCUUCAACACCCACCCAGCAAUACCAACGAAAAAUAAGAAAUUAAAGCUAGCAUAUGUGAGUGGGUUUGGAAAUAUGAAGAUAACAGAUUUGAAGGAACGAAUAGCAAAGAUUUGUAAGGUAGAGAAGGUUUCAAUAGCAAAUAUUGAGUUCAUCCCAGACAAAGAUUUAAUUGAGAUAGCAAUAUUUAAAAGUAUUGUACCGCAGUUUAUUAAUGGGAUAGUGAUGCAACCAGACUUAGAGAUAGUGUCUGGUAGGACAGUAAUAAUGCAGGAUCAAACAGGAAUAAUAAAAAGACUUAAUAGAGUAAUGUCAGAGAAUGUAAAAAACACGCAUUUGAAAAGCCUUUACAUUGAAUUAAAGAAAGCACUUGACGCAAAUGAUCAAAAGGAAAUAGAUAGUUUUAUUAUCGAUGAGUUUUAUAAAUAA